UCGAUGGAAAAAAGAACCGCUUCCGUGUUGUUUUUUGGUUCUGCAUUUGUGAUGAAUAACAGCUGCGUAAGGUGAAAUAAGAUUGACUAAUCGCCGGUGAGUGGUUUAUAAUGGUUUUGUAGAACGAACCAUAGCAACAGUGUAUUCGUAAAAAUGUCGUUGCAACAAGGAUCUAAGAAAAAGGACAAGCGCAUUUUGUCUGGUACCUGCCCGGAUCCGAAAUGCCAGGCGAGGCUGUUCUUCCCUGCUUACGGCUCGGUUAGUAUUGAAUGCACAGAAUGCGGUCAGCGUCACGAGCAGAGGAAUCUUUUAAAAGUGGAGGAAGUCACCGAUCCGGACGUUGUGCUUCACAAUUUGCUGAGAAAUGCUCUACUUGGUGUAACCGGGGCCCCCAAAAAAGGGACAGAGUUGGUAAAAGUGAUGGGACUAUCCAACUACCAUUGCAAGCUGCUGUCUCCCGUUCUCACGCGAUACGGAAUGGAUAAACAGACAGGUCAAGCCAAAUUAUUAAGAGAGAUGAAUCAAGGGGAAAUUUUCGACUGCUCACACUUGGGGGACAGAGCCUUUCUAAUCGAGCAGGAACAUGUAUGUACUGUCGGCUAUGGGAAAGAUCGAUCAGGCAGCCUUAUUUACCUGCAUGACACAUUGGAAGAGGUGAAGAAGGCUAACUGGAAUAAAGAGUGUCUCAUUCCUGUUCAUGUGGAUGGAGAUGGCCACUGCUUAGUCCACGCUGUAUCUAGGGCACUUGUUGGCAGAGAGUUGUUUUGGCAUGCUUUGAGAGAAAAUUUGAAGCAGAAUUUCAAGGAAAACCUUGACCGCUAUAAGGCUCUUUUUCAAGAUUUUAUAGAUGCAGCAGAGUGGGAAGACAUAAUAAACGAAUGUGACCCUUUGUUUAUUCCACCAGAAGGGGUGCCAUUAGGACUGCGUAACAUUCACAUAUUUGGGUUGGCUAAUGUGUUGCACCGGCCCAUAGUCUUACUAGACUCACUGAGUGGGAUGAGGAGCUCUGGGGAUUAUUCUGCAACAUUUCUCCCAGGACUGGUGCCAGAGGAGAGGUGCAAGGGUAAAGACGGUCAGUUCAACAAGCCUAUAUGCAUUGCUUGGAGCAGCUCUGGACGCAACCACUACAUUCCCCUUGUAGGAAUAAAAAGUGCACCUCUUCCUAAACUUCCAGCUAGGCUUCUCCCCAAGGCGUGGGGAGUACCGCAGGAGCUCAUCAAGAAGUACAUUCAGCUGGAGCAAGAUGGGAGCUGUGUCAUUGGCGGUGACAGAAGUUUGCAGGAUAAGUAUCUAAUGCGGCUAGUCAGUGCCAUGGAGGAGGUUUUCAUGGAAAAGCAUGGCAUUCACCCCUCUUUGGUGGCAGAUGUGCAUCAGUAUGUGUACAGAAGGACUGGUGUCAUUGGAGUUCAACCCGAAGAAGUUACAGAAGCUGCCAAAAAAUCAGUCCUGGAAAACCGCCUUCAUCGCUGUUUGAUCUGCAGUGCGCUGUCCGAGCUUCACGUGCCUCCUGAGUGGUUAGCUCCUGGCGGUAAGUUCUACAACUUGGCCAAGUCCACUCAUGGGCAACUCAGACCUGACAAAAACUACAGCUUCCCCCUGAACAAUGUUGUGUGCUCUUACGACCCAGAGCGGGACGUUCUGGUUCCCGACUACAAGCUGAGCACUUUGAACACCUGCAAUUGGUGCCAUGGGACGUCCGUGCGGCACGUCCGCGGCGAUGGCUCCGUUGUGUACCUGGACGGAGACCGAACCAACACACGCUCCCAGGGGGGAAAGUGUGGCUGCGGGUUCAAGCAUUUCUGGGAGGGGAAAGAGUACGAGAACCUGCCAGAGGCCUUCCCCAUCACUUUGGAGUGGGGCGGGAGAGUGGUUAGGGAGACUGUGUACUGGUUCCAGUUUGAGACUGACCCCAGCCUGAACAGCAAUGUUUACGAUGUAGCCAUGAAGCUGGUGACCAAGCAUUUCCCGGGCGAGUUUGGGAGCGAGAUCCUUGUGCAGAAAGUGGUGAACACCAUUUUGCACCACACAGCCAAGAAAAACCCGGACGAGUACAAUCCAGUGGCUAUCGAUGGCGCGCACGCUCGGAGGCUCGGUGAUGUCGAAGAAGGACAGGCAGCUGUGGAUGUGCAGCCUCCAACCAAGAUAAUAUUAACGGGACAGAAAGCAAAGACCCUGCACAAAGAGGAGCUGACCAUGAGCAAAGCGGAGCGAAGCGUCCAGCAGAACAUUAGCGAGCAGGCCUCUGUGACCCAGAAGAAGAGAACCGACAGGCUUAAGCAGGACCAGAAGAGCCAAGGGAGGACCCCAUCCCAGGGGUCACAGGAAGGGCCGUCCUCUGCCCCGGCCACGCCCACCAAAGCCCCCUACUCCCCAAAGUCUAGCACCGACAAGAAGAUCCGGGUCACCACCAAUGACGGGCGGCAGGCCAUGCUCACGCUGCAGGCUGACACCACCUUCUCGGAGCUCCAGAGGAGCAUCUCCAAAGAGUUUGCUGUGCCGCCUGCCCAGCAGUGCAUUCGCUACGGCUUCCCCCCCAAGGAGCUCCUGCCACCCAAGGAGGGCCAGGAGAAUGAGCCCUUACCACUGCAGCACGGGGACAGGGUGACUGUGGAGGUGGUCAAGGACUCCAAGGAGAAGGAGGCUCCUACCUCGGCUCCCACCACCGGCCUCCACUCGGUGAGGAGUGAGGAGUCGGCCUCAGCCGGCAGAGUGACGUCCAAAGAGCUGCAGGAGAGCAUUGACCUUGAGAUGUCCUCCCUCUGCCUCCUGGCGACCUUAAUGGGGGAAGAUGUCUGGUCAUAUGCAAAGAAGCUUCCUCACUUAUUCCAACAAGGUGGAGUCUUUUAUAACAUAAUGAAGAAAGAUAUGGGACUGAUGGACGGCAAACACUGCACCCUGCCUCACCUGAGCGGGAAGACGUUUGUGUACAACGCAGCGGAGGAGCGUCUGGAGCUGUGCGUGGACGCGGCGGGGCACUUCCCCGUGGGGCCGGACGUGGAGGAGCUGGUGAAGGAGGCGCUGGCCCAGCUGCGCUCAGAGGCAGCCGCCAGGAGCCGCGAGGGCAGCCCGUCCCACGGCCUCCUGCGUCUGGGGAGCGGGGGCGUGGUGCGCAAGAAGGAGCAGCUGCACAACGUUACCGCCUUCCAGGGCAAGGGCCACUCCCUGGGCGGGGCCCCCAGCGGGGGCUCUCCUCCGGAGCUGAAGCCCAUCUCCCGCAAGCACAGCAGCGGGGUGGACCUGAGCGCCAGCGUGUCGCGGCAGGCCGACCUCUCCGACAUCCCCGAGGACACGGCCAAGGAGCUGGUCCGCAUGGCUCCCGGCUUCGUCACCCUGAAGGACGGCCGCCACCUGGACCCGGGCAUGAUCGAGGCCCAGAGGAAGAGGCUGCAGGAGAUGGUGUCCUCCAUCCAGGCCUCCAUGGACCGCCACCUGAGGGAGCAGAACCGGGGCCCCGCCGAGCCGGCCCCCCGCAGGCCCGAUGCCAGGGGCCCAGCCGAGAGGACAGACGGGGCCAAGGCGAGUGCCCCCGACUCAACCCUGGGACCUGGCGACCAUGAACACUCCAGUAUGGACAUGGGGGCUGAAACGGCAGCGGGCAAGCAGCCUGAAAAGAGCACGGCCCCGGAGGAACUGGAGGAGAUGGAGAGCCAGGAUGGAGAGCUCGCCAACGCCACUGAGCCAAUGGACCAUUCCUGAUGGGAGAGGUGCUCCAUCAAGCCCUUGUGUUUCACGUAGAGAAGGCACACUACUCAUUAUCUUCCUCCACAAGGCAGCAUUACGUGGGAUCGCUGUAGUGUUGGGUUGCAUCAAAGCUUAAGGUUUCUGCUGUCUUUUUUGUCUUUAAUGCAUGACAUUGAAUUUAAAGAUUGAUAGUUCAUAUGAAUGUUUCUGCCUUACUGCUGCCCGGGUUAUCACUUGAUAAGAUUAUUUGGAGACAAUUGAUUUGUGAAGCAAGGAAAAACAGCUAAAACCCUUUAGCUAUUCUAUGUGUGGAUCAUCAUGUGGAAAUCAUUCUUUUAAAGAAAGCGUGUCGAGUCUUAAGACCUAGAACAGAAGUAGUGGUGCUGGCAAAGUGGAUCUGGAAAAGCAUUACCUAUCAUUUUCUAACAGAAGUUGUUUUUGCACUAUACAAACUAUGACAACAUGAACACAUAGUCUGACCAGAGCAGAAUUUGUAUUGACAAAGAAUUUUCACCACGGCACUUGCUAACAUCAGGUGUCCAGCAUUACAAAUGAUUUUAUUUCCAACGGUUCUCCUUUCUGCAUGUUGUUUUCUUGCCGUUCUUCAUUACCACCAGGUAAUGAGAGGGCAAGAGUAUGGUGCUUAACAAACCACCAGACAUUAGUCUCUUACUUUGCACUUAGUUUGCUGGACAAAAAUGGAGGUGGAAUUCAUACAGGUUAACAUUUAAGUGUCAAUGUUUCCAACAGAUGCAGUGACAAUUUAUUAUGUAACCUAUUUCAUGAACCAAAGUAAGCUGUGUUGUUGAGAGUUUGUAUAGAGCACAAAUACAGUGUGAAUUGAAUACUGCACUUGGCAGAGAACACCUUGAGGUUAAAGAGCACCUAAGGUUCUUUUCUGUAAAAAUAAACCCAGAGGAAGUGUUUGGUUAGACAUGGCAAACAUUUAUAAAUCAGCCUUGUAAAGGCCAUCAACUUGGUGCAUUAUUGGUAUGUACACGGCAUGUGCUUGGGCUAUGUUUUCUAAUAGCUAAUAAUUUCUAACACAUUUUGAAUUGUCAUGAGGAAAAAAAAAGUCAUUAAUUAAUGGAAAAAAGGUUAACCAGUCCUUUUUUUCAGAGGAAUUCCACAGGUGCACUUAAACUUCUGUUCAAAGGUGUGAAAGAAGUGCAUUUCCAUUGUUACCAAACUGUAGCUGAAGCCUUCUGCAAGAAAUGCUUUGAUCAAAAAUGCAAAUAUUUGAGCGAUGUAUGAAGUAUCGUGAGUUUUCUUUAUUAUUUUUAUUAUUACAGCAAUAGAGAAAGGACUAAUUAUAAACCAAAUCACCUACUACUUCUUUAGAAUGGAAACCCAACUAUUGAUUAAUUUUCAGUGUGGCGCUAAUGCGCUUCAAAAAAGGAGAACAGCUUUUGAAAUCUGUGUAUGGGAAUGUAAUAGCAUUCAUCAAAAAGAAAGUAGAAGAGUGUGUAAUUUCUGCCAUAACAUGGUUGGAUUUUAGUAUACAUUUAAAAUGAAAUGCAAGCUGGCAUUUUUACUGUACUGUGUGAAAAUACAGAUUUGAGAAACACCUGAUCACUUGAGCAUAAUGAAUAUUUGCAGUAUUUUUAAUUUAAUUUUGAUAUUUUGCAGCCAGUGACUCAGGUUUACAGGAGACAGUGUGUGCAUGUGUCUGAAUAAUAGGAUUCACAGAUGGUUGGAAAAACCAAAGUCUGGGUCAUUCAGGGUGUGACGGCCCUCAGAUCAGUGGCAUCCUUUUAGAACCGAUGUUUACAACUUUGGGAUAAAUGCCCACAUGCCGUCUUACCUGAUGGCAUGAAUGCUGCAGUUCCAGACCAGGAAAUGGAUAAAUUUGUGCCAACGCAAUGUAGUUAUUUACCCUUCUGGCACACUCACUAGACCUUCCUGCUCCAUCAAACUUCAUUAAGAAAGAGUCUCUCGUGGUCUGUUUUUAAUUGUAAGUUUGCAGAAUGCUAAAAGGAAAACUUAGGCAAGCCCCCUGUGAAUGACAUGCUGUACAGAUGUAAUCGCAGGCUUGGCAGCUCUGCACUUGCAGUUGGGUAUAUCACACGAUGCAUGUCUACCUACAAUCCCAACAGAGCUAACCCUUGACCCCAAUCAAAAGCCUCUUGCCAGGUGUGUCUCUGGGGUCAAAGGUCACACAGGUUUUCUUUUUGAUGGAUUUUUUUUGUUGUGUUUUCUUUUGGAUUGCCUUAAAUUCUUUAAAAUAUUUUACAGCAAUAUACAAUUGGUAAUUGUACCCUUUAUCCCCUUUCUUACCAUAUACCCAUUACCAAAUGGUAAUUUGCACCACAUUAUGCUUUGAGCUGGUGGAAGAAUGGAAACUUAGAUUUAGCUAAAGGUUUUAUGGUGAAAAUGUCAAUAGUGAAUGGUGAAGGACUUACAAAAUAAAUAUUACAAAAAUAAUUUUUGAGGAAACAUUUGGAUGUGUAGAACCAUUUGUGCUUUGCUUAGCUCUUCCAUAUCCGCGUGUCUUGAACAUCAAGCAUUUUAAAGGAACUGUACACCAAGACUGUAUUCAGUCCCUGGACUAUUGUUAUAUAUUUUUAAAAGGUGCUUCAAAAUGAUUUGCCCCUACAUUCACACAUUCUUUAGAAGUAACAAAACACAACAUUUAGUAAUGGUGCAUCCCUUCUGUGAUGGUGAUCCAUCCAGUGUAGGCGAUUGGAGCAAUGUGUUUUUGAAGUACCUUAUAUCUGUUGCACUGAAUGCUCAUUUCAGUGCCAUUUUCUGUGCACAUGGUAAAGAGUAGGAACACACAGAGCAGGUUGGACUGACCAAAUACAAGUCCUUGGGUUCUGUGCUGAAAUGACGAUUGACCUUAAUGCAGAACUUCUUUUCAAUUUGAAGUGUUUUAGCUCUGUAAGCAUAAUGGCCACAGAAAGGUACCGCUGUGCUGCCAGUUAAUGGAACCGGGACCAUUUUGGUUCCUGGAGUUGCUCUCUAACGUUAAGUCUUUGGCCUUAUUUUAUUUUAUUUUGAAUCUAACUUGGUCUAAGUGAAAGAAGCAUGAAUAUGUUGAUAAGGUGGCCCAUUGAAUUCCGUGCCACCAUGUGGAAUGAAGCAGGUUUUCAUGUGACUGCAGCGACUCCUGUCUCUGACUACAUAACCGAAGUGACAAGACGGUAAAUGUUAAAGCUGUGAUGUUUUCCAACUUAGCUGAAAAUCAAAAUACAAAGUGAAAAUUGAGCACUUUCAAAGCAAGAGGGAAUGUUAGAAUAUGUAUAAAUGGUUUGUGUUAGUAUAUAUAUAGUUCUGUUCUCAAAAAUAGUAUAUAUUAUUGUCAGUCCAUGGAAAGAAGCAAAGCGAGAUGGUGUACUAGCCUAUUCUCAACAACACUGGUUAUUUUCAUCAAACCUGAGGUUUGGUUCCUUGUGACUGCUGUAUUAAUUAUACGUAUUGUAAGCCAGUGUAUUAUAAAAGUAUAUAUUGUACUAUACUUUGAUCUGUACAGAAAUUGAAGUUGUUUUGUUCCAUUUUUUUAGUUAACAUUUCUUGUUUGCUAAUAAAACAACUGAAGUUGCUACGGCUUCAAUAUUGCUGUCCGCAUGCUUGACAAACUUUUCAAUCUCUCUGCAAUAAAGAAAUUGCUUCACA
This is a messenger RNA of Conger conger (European conger), 7296 nucleotides long. RefSeq names its product valosin containing protein (p97)/p47 complex interacting protein 1 (gene vcpip1). Bases 154 to 3696 code for a protein of 1180 amino acids. The record is from RefSeq and is a predicted model, not a curated record. Gene Ontology annotation, biological process: Golgi reassembly; protein ubiquitination; protein K11-linked deubiquitination. Gene Ontology annotation, molecular function: cysteine-type deubiquitinase activity. The transcript is spliced from 3 exons. NCBI's taxonomy places the organism in Eukaryota, Metazoa, Chordata, Actinopteri, Anguilliformes, Congridae.